AGCUCUCAUGAAGAGGAGGAAGUCUGCCUGUGCCUUACUAAGUGUCAGAGGGGAGGGAAGGAAACUUGGUGGAACAUUUCCUCAUCUCUGUCCCUCUCUGUCUUUCUACGUGCCCAUUUCACCCAGCUCUCUAACAAAGGUCCAUGUGCUGUCGUGGGAAAGAAAGUGUGGGGACGUGACCGAGUGUGAAGAACAUAGCGUGGAGACGACAACAGCAGCAGCAGCAGCAGCACAGGAGCAUUAAAACACAGCACUGCUUUCCCACCAUACUGCGUCACCAUGCGGAGAUUCAGCUCCGAGGGAAACCUCCUGGAUCUCGACUUCUUCCCGUGGAGGAAGGUGGCACUGAAGAACUCGGACAAUGAGAAGAACCGGAACUCCGGCACCUACACACUUACACACCUGGAGAAGGACAAGGGCGAGCACAGGGGGUCAGCUGGUCUGACGGGGGCGGAGUCCAGUGUGUACGCCGGUGAGAAGAGAGAGCUGACCAAGGAGCACAGCAUCAGCGCGGAGAACAUGAGCGAGAUGGGGAAGCAGAACAAGAACCUCCUGGGAGUGUGUGACCUCAGCGAGAGCUGCAGGGCCUACAGUGACAGUCAGCUGGCUCCUCCCGCCCAGGGCAGCGGCGACAGUGUGGACGGGGGGGACGCGCCUCCCUCCCUCAACCCCUUCUGCUAUCCUCACCAGCAAGAGCAUCACCAUAGAGCCAAACUUUCAACGGCUAAACUGCACCUCAAAAUGCUGUUUGGACAGAGUCCUCACACCUCCAACAACAACCUGUUCAAUGCAGAGCAGAAAGACAGUGCGAAAGAGAGGAGGUCUCGCCUGCUCUUCAUGCGUCAGUGGAGUCAGGUGGGCCACGGCAGGAAGAGGAGGAUCAGCCGGGAAGAGCUGGAAUCGUGGGCUCAGUCUCUGAACAGCCUGCUGGACAGUCCGACCGGCGUUUCGGUGUUUGGAGAGUUUCUGCGCUCCGAGUUCAGCGAGGAGAACCUUCAGUUCUAUCUGGCCUGUGAGCAGUACAGACACUCGUCCAACAACUUCAGUCUUCAGAGGAGAGCCAAGGACAUCUGUGCCACAUACAUCCAGCCAGGCUCUCCCAGAGAGGUGAACCUGGACAGUAAGACCAGAGAGCUGACCAUCCAGCUGCUGCAGGCUCCCUCUCACACGUCUCUGAAUCACGCGCAGAGACGCAUCUACUCCCUUCUCGACAUGGACUGUUAUCCCCGCUUCCUGCAGUCCAGCGUUUACACCUCGUUACUACAAGAGGCCGACUAGUAACCACACACACGCUCCCCGUGUACGAAGUUAGUGUAAAAACAACCAAAAACCCCCCCAAAAAAUGACUGUUGAUACUCACUGGACACUGAGAGGAGGAGAAAUGUAAAUUGGUCAAAUCAGGAAAUGUUUGGGGAGAUCUUGUCAUGGAUGUUUCCGGUACAGCGCACAAACUGUUGACAAAAGAAAUUCCCAAUAAAAAUCCUACUUCUUUCGUUGUUAA
Solea senegalensis (Senegalese sole) is the source of this 1501-nucleotide messenger RNA. RefSeq names its product regulator of G-protein signaling 18. The record is from RefSeq and is a predicted model, not a curated record. Lineage: Eukaryota; Metazoa; Chordata; Actinopteri; Pleuronectiformes; Soleidae. The transcript has 6 exons. The coding region runs from base 280 to 1278 and encodes 332 amino acids.